CACUCGAACAAUCGUCCAAAUAGUGGAAUCCACGUCCACGUGUACCGUGUACGUGUAAUCUGAGUUGUGAGUUGUUAGCGCAAACAAACGAGUGAUAUUAUGUUUUCACGAAUUUCAAAAAGAAAAGUUGCUGCCUUAGUUGCGAUUUUAUUUAUGGACGAAGAUGACGAGAAACCUGUGAAAAAGAGAAAAUGGUGUGAACAGUGGUCGUUGGACAGAGACAGAAACAAUUCCAACGUGAGUUUAUUGAAAGAACUUGAAGAAAAAGAGCCCCCCGACUAUGACUUAAGGAUGGAUUCUGAUGCAUAUACCUCCUUGCUGGCUUUACUUUGUGAUAAAAUUACUAAAAGAGAUACAAUUAUGAGAAAAGCAAUAUCUGCCGAAGAAAGGUUAGUGGCUACACUAAGAUUUUUGGCAACAGGAUGUUCUUACGAAGAUCUGAAAUUCAAAACCGGAAUUUCACCUCAAGCGUUAAGCAAGAUUAUACCAGAGACGUGCAAGGCGAUAUACGAUGCACUGAAAACGAAUUAUUUAAAGGUACCAUCAACAGAAGCUGAGUGGAAAGAAGUAAGCAAUGGAUUCCAGGAUCAUUGGCAAUUCACUAAUUGCUUAGGCGCAAUCGACGGAAAACAUAUAAACAUGAAAAAACCAGGCAAUAGUGUAGUACUAUUGGCUAUAGUAAAUGCAAAUUACGAAUUUAUAUAUGUUCAUACUGGAACAAAUGACCAAAUGACCUCCGAUGGGGGAAUAUGGUCGCAAACAAAGCGGGUACUCGCCAAAAAUAUAAACAUACCAAGCCCCACUGAACUGCCAGGAACAGAAGAUAAGGUGCCUUAUGUUUUCAUUGGAGACGAAGCAUUUCCACUAAUGGAAAACUUAUUGACACCGUAUUCUCAAAAAAACCCAACUUAUGAAGAAAAAGUAUUCAAUUAUCGCUUAUGUCGAGCUCGCAGAGUUGUGGAAAAUGUUUUUGGGGUAUUGGCUUCGAGGUUUCGGAUAUUUCAACAGCCAUUUAAUAUUAAUUUGGACAAAAUUGAACUUGUAAUAUUAGCAUGUUGUGCGUUGCAUAAUUUUUUGCGGAAGACAUGUAAAAGUAAUUAUAUUACUGAAAAGUGCAUCGAUCGUGAAGAUAUUAACAAUGGCACUGUAAUACCUGGUGAAUGGAGACAACAAACCGGGAGCAGUAUGACCAAUUUGGAAAACACAAAGAUCACAAACGCUAGUUUUUUUGCAAGAAAUAUAAGAGAAACAUAUAAAAACUAUUUUAACAAUGUUGGUAAGGUCUCGUUCCAAGACCAUAUGGUAAAAUAAUAACAAAAUAAAUACUAAAUUUGACGCAAA
Molecule: messenger RNA, 1341 nt
Organism: Diabrotica virgifera virgifera (western corn rootworm)
Lineage: Eukaryota; Metazoa; Arthropoda; Insecta; Coleoptera; Chrysomelidae
Exons: 2
Coding region: 100-1311 (403 amino acids)
Source: RefSeq, a predicted model, not a curated record